GUCUCAAGUAGGAAGCUCGUGCGCUGCGCCCGCAGCUGAUCCCGGCGCUCCGGGGAGGGCGAGACUGGAGCAGAGCCGCCGGGCGCCCCAGCCGAGCGCCGCGCGCACAGCUGGUUGGAGCUGCCGUGGGUGAGUCGCGGCGAUUGCCUGCCAAGCAUGCUGUGGUCGGAUCUGCCCAGCCGAGGAGCAGAGACAUUGGCCGGAUGGAAAAUCCAUAAAAGAAAGCUCUUCUGAAAAGCUGAGACAGACGAGAACUUCCGCAGACUCAGAUGUAUUUGGGCUGCCUGACCGCCUUGGGUGAUUGCUAUUAAUUAACAGACUUUGUGGGGAGAAGGGAGCUUGCCUUCUGAGCUCUGAACCAAAGAUCUGGGAAAACUAACCAACUCAAUAUUUCGUGAGUACUUGGAGCAGUUGAGGUCCCUGCUAAUGUGCUGACUGUCACUAUGGGCAGAUGGUACCUGGAGGCUCACUGUCACCCAGGCAGCUCCUAUUGCAAAUUAUAAACUAUUUCCUGCACCAUUGCUGACGCCCAGUGAUCCAUGUCAGAAGUACUUCCAGGUGACUCAGGUGCGGACACCUUGGCAGUGUUUAUGGCCAGCAGCGGAACCACAGACGUCGCAAAUCGGAACAGCCCAGCCACACCACCAAACACCCUUAAUCUCCGUUCUUCACACAAUGAACUGCUGAAUGCUGAAAUAAAACACUCAGACACCAAGAACAGCACACCUCCCAAAUGCAGGAAAAAAUAUGCACUGACUAACAUCCAGGCGGCAAUGGGCCUCUCGGAUCCGGCUGCACAGCCCCUCCUGGGAAACGGCUCAGCCAACAUCAAGCUGGUGAAAAAUGGGGAGAACCAGCUCCGAAAGGCUGCCGAGCAAGGGCAGCAGGACCCCAACAAAAACAUCAGCCCCGUUGCAGUCAUCAACAUAACUUCUGAGAAGUUAGAAGGUAAAGAGCCCCACCCACAGGAUUCCUCCAGCUGUGAGAUUUUACCCUCCCAGCCCAGGAGAACUAAGAGCUUCCUAAAUUACUAUGCAGACCUGGAAACCUCAGCCCGAGAACUGGAGCAGAACCUUGGCAACUGCCAUGGGGUCGGGGAAGAGAAAGCCCAGCCAGGCCAGGGCCAGGUCCCUGCUGCCAUCAUCGGGAAUGGUGACUUGCUGCUGCAGAAACCAAACAAACCCCAGUCCAGCCCGGAAGACGGGCAAGUAGCCACAGUGUCCUCCAGCCCAGAGACCAAAAAGGAUCAUCCUAAGACAGGGGCCAAAACCGACUGUGCACUCCACCGGAUCCAGAACUUGGCGCCAAGCGAUGAGGAGUCGAGCUGGACAACAUUGUCCCAAGACAGUGCUUCCCCCAGCUCCCCGGAUGAAACAGAUAUCUGGAGUGAUCAGUCAUUUCAGACAGAUCCGGAUUUGCCGCCUGGCUGGAAAAGAAUCAAUGACAUCGCUGGGACCUAUUACUGGCACAUCCCAACAGGAACAACUCAGUGGGAACGGCCUGUCUCCAUCCCCGCAGAUAUCCAGGGUUCUAGGAAAGGGUCACUUAGCUCUGUAACGCCAUCUCCCACCCCAGAGAAUGAGAAACAGCCAUGGAGUGAUUUUGCUGUUCUGAAUGGGGGAAAGAUUAAUAGUGACAUUUGGAAGGAUUUGCAUGCAGCCACAGUUAAUCCAGACCCCAGUUUAAAAGAGUUCGAAGGAGCAACGCUACGUUAUGCAUCUUUGAAACUCAGAAAUGUCCCUCAUGCUGAUGAUGACGAUUCUUGUAGUAUCAACAGUGACCCAGAAGCCAAGUGUUUCGCUGUGCGCUCUCUGGGAUGGGUAGAGAUGGCAGAGGAGGACCUCGCCCCUGGUAAAAGCAGCGUUGCUGUCAACAACUGCAUCAGGCAGCUCUCUUACUGCAAAAAUGACAUCCGAGAUACAGUUGGCAUUUGGGGAGAGGGCAAAGACAUGUACCUGAUACUGGAGAACGACAUGCUCAGCCUGGUCGACCCCAUGGACCGCACAGUGCUGCACUCACAGCCCAUCGUGAGCAUCCGUGUGUGGGGCGUGGGCCGAGACAAUGGCCGAGAGAGGGAUUUUGCUUACGUAGCAAGAGAUAAAGAUACCAGAAUUUUGAAAUGUCAUGUAUUUCGAUGUGACACACCAGCAAAAGCCAUUGCCACAAGUCUCCACGAAAUUUGUUCCAAGAUUAUGGCUGAACGGAAGAAUGCCAAAGCCCUGGCCUGCAGCUCCUCGCAGGAGAGGACCAGUGUGAAUCCCGAAGUCCCUUUGCAAGUAGAUUUCCCAACGCCAAAGACUGAACUGGUCCAGAAGUUCCACGUGCAGUACUUGGGCAUGUUACCUGUCGACAGACCAGUCGGAAUGGACACCCUGAACAGUGCCAUAGAGAGUCUGAUGACCUCAUCUAACAAGGAGGAUUGGCCAUCAGUGAACAUGAAUGUGGCCGAUGCCACCGUGACGGUCAUCAGUGAAAAGAAUGAAGAGGAGACCUUGGUGGAGUGCCGGGUGCGGUUCCUGUCCUUCAUGGGUGUCGGGAAGGAUGUCCACACGUUUGCCUUCAUCAUGGACACUGGGAACCAGCGCUUUGAGUGCCACGUGUUCUGGUGUGAGCCCAAUGCUGGGAACGUGUCGGAGGCGGUCCAGGCCGCCUGUAUGUUACGAUAUCAGAAGUGCUUGGUAGCCCGGCCACCUUCACAGAAAGUUCGACCACCUCCUCCGCCUGCAGACUCAAUGACCAGAAGAGUCACAACCAAUGUAAAACGAGGGGUCUUAUCCCUCAUUGACACUUUGAAACAGAAACGUCCUGUCACAGAAACACCCUAGUUGCAUAUGUUAAAGGACUGUCAUCUUUACCUGAAGAUGGAGUAGCUUAAAAAAAAAAAAAAAAAGAACUGAUCUCGGCCUUCCAUUCCGUUGCUGAUGCUUUGUCUUCAGAGAAUUCAUCUGUACCCGAGCAGUGUUAGACAGGCAUGUUCUCUCGUCUUGCCACCAUCUUGUGCUAUGAAAAGAAGCAUGAAUCUUUUUUUUUUUUUUUCCUGUCAGUAAGUUACAUCCUGAGCAGUGGAAGGUCUUUUUCUUACUGUAAAUAUUGUGAACAUUAUGACUUCGCACAUGCAGAGAAGAAUGUGACCCCCGCCCCUCCUAGUGAACAAUGCUAUGUCCUUGGAGUGAAUGAUGCCUGCAUUCUCUCACUGUCCUCUCAACUGGAUCUGUCACAAGCAACCUUCAAGUUCCUGCAGCACUUUGCCCUGUUUUCAACAUUGGAAACAUGGAGACACUGCAUAGCAGAUACCAUUGAAUUGCUGUAAAGAUAGGAUGACGAGUUGGGGUUUUAGUUUUUCAUAAAAUUGGACCUGUUGGUUAACAAAACUGGCAGUUGGCAUCCGUAUAGAAACCAACUGGCAGCUUUCCUUGACGAGCUGUGUGACACAUGGACGCCAUGUCAUGUCUCCAGCUGAUGGUGGGAUGUUGGAAAAGAGUGGAACUUUAAAAUGGAUGAAAAACUAAAUUUGAGGAAUUAAAAUCGAACAAAAAAAAUAGCCUUUCUUUUCAGAUGGUUUUCAAACUGAUUAUUUUCAAAAAGAGAUUAACAAAAUCAUAAUGCAUUUUGGGUGGGACAUAUUUCAAACUUCUGCCUUACAUUGUACAAUGCAGCUAGAGAAUUAUAGUUCACUAUGGCCAUUCUCUACACAAUGAUAAGAUGAAAUACUCCUCAUGAACCUCUCAUCCUUAGUUUGAUGAUCAGCCAAUAUGCAACUUGGAGUUGAGGAAAUGCCAUUUAUAUCUGUCAUACACUAUGAUUUGAGGUCUCCUCCACCACUUUAGUUUUGUUAGUUCACAUCUUAGAGGUAAAUGUUGUGCUAGAAUUCCGCAGCUAGCUCAGUCUUAUUCUAGUGCUUUUUGUCCAGAAAGCUGUCUGUCCAUCAUAUAUUGUCCAUGGCAACAAACUACAUAAGUUGGACCUUUUCUUGAAUUUAUGUAUUUAAUAUUAGAAUUUAUUGAACUCAACUAGAUAUAUUUUAAAAUUUAUAUUUUUUCCAUUUUACUUUUAAGAUUUAAAAAAUUUCAUAUCAGAGCAAAAUAUACAUAGGAAUAAUGGGACUAUUUAACAGUUUCCCCAAAACAGCAUUUUCUUGCUUUUUUAAUGUAGAUUAGAAACUUAGCUAUAAAGAUAUACCAAUUUAAACUCUU
Molecule: messenger RNA, 4193 nt
Organism: Urocitellus parryii (Arctic ground squirrel)
Lineage: Eukaryota; Metazoa; Chordata; Mammalia; Rodentia; Sciuridae
Source: RefSeq, a predicted model, not a curated record